AUGGCAGUGGGCGUUCGUCAACAAGAAACAGAAGACGCCUCAAGGUCAUUGAACCGCACGCCAGUGAGAACAGGAGCCACUCCUACCGAUGAUGAAGUGGCUCAUAGCCUAAGUCUAUCCCAUCAGCGCCAAAGAUGGACCUUGAUUUCGUAUUGGCAAAAUUAUAAUAUUCUUGUGAGAUUUCGUGUUGAUGUUGCAUCCACAACUCAUUACGAUAUUUGCAUUCAUUCAACCUCUCCGGAUCACUUGCAACGCUUCCUUUCUUCCCUCUAUGAAUCAGCAUCUCCGUGGUUUAUCAUCCCAGGAAAAAGUAGAAUCUUUUCCCCAAGGCCAGCAAGGAAUCUACCAGAAUUUACUGUGGGGAACAAUGUUGUACCUUUAUGCACACAAUAUAUUUAUUUGGGAGCGCCAGUGCAAAUUACACCGUCCAUUCCAGCAAGACAGAGAGUACAUCCCAUUGUUCAAGAUCUGCUGGCCCGGUUACAGCGACGCCUGACUCCUCUCAAGUGGCUUACUAAUUAUUCUGCAGGAGUAUCUACCCCAGUUGCCAGAACCAUAUAUAUUUCUUUCAUCCGCUCAGUGAUAGAUUUUCUUUCCCCUGCACUAUGUCAACUCUCCAGAUUAACUCUACAGCCGCUUGAAAAAUUCCAGAACCAAGCAAUGAGAUUCAUUCUAGGUUGUCCAGCAUCCACUAGAAUUGUAAACAUGCAACACGAACUCCAUCUCCCUCCACUCGUUGAGAGAAUAUACUCCAAUAUCACCUACUUCAGUAUCAAAUGCCUGUAUUACCCUCACCUGUCUCCUCACUAUUCAAACAUCAUCAGAACUUCUCUCGAUCUAGAUGCACCUCGUCCACAACUACACCAGGGGGGACGUACACUAGUUAGUACUGUCUGUUCAGGCAUUCGGGGGCUUGACAUCAACAUCGUGGCAGAGAACGUGGAUCAUGGCCUUGCACCCUGGCAAACUCCUAUGCCAGCAAUCUCUUACACUCCAGUCUCUAAGACUGACUUGCCUCAACUUCAACAACAACGUGCAUUGGAGACCAUCGACAGACUAUCCUCGUCCCUCAGUGUAGCCCAUCACCUCUACACAGACGGCUCCCUACAGCAGGAUGGCAGUGCUGGAUGUGCGGUUUUCUCCCCCACUUUGGAACCCCCGCCAGAGGGCUGGACAGGCCGUCGCCUCCCAAGGUCAUCAAGCUCCACGUAUUGUGAACUACAUGGACUUCUAGAUGCAGUUAUUUUAAUCACACGGACCAGAAACAACGGCUUGAUCAUCUGCGACUCGCAACCAGCACUCCAAGCCCUUUCAUCACAUAAGCCAGCAUACCAGCCCCUGGUUACACAAAUACAUAGGCAACUAGACAUGGCCAACAUGAGCUCACUGGUAGUGCACUUCCUAUGGAUUCCCUCUCACGUGGGUCUUCUGGCUAACAACACCGCUGACCAUCUCGCAAAGGCUGCCUGUCAACUGGAUCCUCCAGAUGCUGAUGCUCCCAGUCCAUCGCUCCUGAGCUGCAGAAAAAUGGUGCGCCAAGCUGCUCGCUCACCUACUCAUCAUCGUAGUAAUGCCGAGAGAGCCACCAGUGAAUCAAUACAGCAUUAUGAUCACUUCUCUCCUCACCAACACAAGUAUCGCCGCAGUGGACUCAUGGUUCGUCAAAAUAACGAGGUUUGUGCGUGUCUUCGGCUCGGUUGGCAACCAGUUUGGCAGGUGGCUGAGCAAGAUGGAGUUCCUCACUUCUCCUCCUGUGGUGGUCCUCAUGAAAGUUUAGCUCUAGAAUUUUCGGAGGAAGCUUUGGUAAGAUUGGGCCUACUGGAGCAAGAAGCAGUUGAGGUGUUGGCAGAUGUUUCUGAUAUUUUUCAGGAUAUGUUGUCUAAUCAAAAAGAAUUAAAUAAAAGUGUAAAAGAAUUAAAUGGAAGUGUAAGGGUAAUAGCUGACAGCAUGGUAAAGCAUGGUAACCAUGACUGA
This is a messenger RNA of Macrobrachium nipponense, 1974 nucleotides long. RefSeq lists its product as uncharacterized. Lineage: Eukaryota; Metazoa; Arthropoda; Malacostraca; Decapoda; Palaemonidae. Gene Ontology annotation, molecular function: nucleic acid binding; RNA-DNA hybrid ribonuclease activity. The record is from RefSeq and is a predicted model, not a curated record.